GAUUAAUCGGCGUGUGGUGGGCGAUGAAACUUCCGGCGUGCCUGCUGACUCACUGCGGAGAGCCGGAGGAGCAGCAGAGUGAGACAACAUGGUCUAUCUGGACAAAAGCUACGCCGAUAAAGAGAGGUUUAUUUGCAUUUAUCCUGCAUAUAUAAACAGCAAAAAGACCAUCGCAGAAGGGAGAAGAAUACCAAUAGAAAAGGCUGUUGAAAACCCAACAUUUGGAGAAAUUCGAGAUGUUUGCAUAGCAGCAGGAUUAAGUGUGGUUGUGGAGAAUAAAUUUUACCCACGCGAGUGGAACAGAGAUGUACAGUUCCGAGGCAGAAUACGUGUUCAAUUGAAAAAUGAAGAUGGGUCCUUCUGUUUAGAGCAGUUUCCCACACGUAAAUCAAUAAUGUUGUAUGUCGCAGAAAUGAUUCCAAAACUGAAAACCAGGACGCAGAAGGCAGGAGGAGGUGAUCAGAAUGCACAACCAGGUGAAGGUGGCAAGAAGAGCAAGAAGAAGAAGAAGAAGUGAUUUCAUCAGUGGUGCUGGCUUGAGUAAUUUAUUUUGAAAUAGUUCCUAUAUUCUAAGGUUAUUGAGCAUUGUUUUCUUUUGCUUAGUAUCAUAAGGGCAAGCCUGGCAGCAUCCAUUCUUUAAAUUUAAUUUAUAUUAAAUUUAAAGAAGUUCAAAAUACUGUUAGGCACAUUUUCUUUAUGUAAUAUCCUUUCAGUGGUUAACCUUCCUGGCAUUGCAGGUCUGGUCUGGAAUUGAUGUGUAUAGGCAAUAGGAGCAUAUGUCUUGAACAGAAUUAAUGGUGAUCUCGAAAUUCUCGUCUUAUUUUACUUCUCAGGAGACUGCUAAACUACUUUUGAAUAUUCAACUAAACAAAGCAUUAACUCAAAAAGUGAAAACUGAGUAUUUAAAAUUUAAACUUCAUAGCCCAUCUUUGAAGGAUAAUGUUAAAUUUUAACAUUUAAAGUAAGAAUAUGUCAAAAUGUGAUGUUGCAAAGUAUAUAACUAGCUAGGUGUAACAUAUGCUAAAUCUGCUGUACAUUUUUUUCCUCAAGUAGAAAUUCUUAAUCCUUUUACUUGAACAUAUUGGAAACAGCUUUUUAUUAGUAAUUUCUUAAUUACUGAAGCCUAUUUCUUUGAGCAUAAGAUUGAAGGCACACUUGGGAAUGGUCUGGAUUGUAAAGGAACAAACCAUCCAUCAAGCCAGUUGCAAAACUGAUGACUUAAUUGAUUGUUCUUGCAACUAUUUUCUCCCCAAGAAUUCCAACAUUAUCUGCUUCCACAUCUUGUAAAUUGUUCUUGUUACUUUCAUUUUUAUGCCUGAACAAACUUUUCUAUGUUUAUGGUAAACUGGAAAACAAUACUGGGUUUCAAUUUAUUUAGUUAUUCCCUGAAUAAUAUUUAAAAUAUUUCUCUUUGCCUUCUACUUAAUCUGUUCUGGGCUCUUCAGCCUCUCCUUGUGGAUUAAAUGUCUUAAACUCUUUAUCUAGUUGGGAAUCCUUUCUAUGUUGCCUGGAUAUCCUGUCUUUAAACAGGUCCAGAAAGUGUUAUAGAUAGUAAUCUAGUUCAUGACCAUGUCAGUGCCUUACAGAGGCUGGUCUAUGAGAAUCAAUUGGAUUCUUGAUGAAACAUUCCCAGCUUUACUUGUGUUAAUUUUGGCAAAUAACCUAGGGGUGACUGUCCAGCUCUCUCCUGUUACAGGAUUGCCUGGGUUAAAGUUUAUUUUUUUUCCAAAAUAUUGCAGCAUAAGUAGUUUGCUCCUGCUUCAGGCAGUGUAAUAUGACCAAAGACAUUGACUGUGUUUGGGUGCUUACUGGGAGGCUGAAAGUAUUAUGUGUGGCACUGAUCAGCUACCUGAAUGCUAAAGUGGCAGGUUCAUGGGAAGUUAUAAAAUUGGACCACUGUUAAAGGCUGACUUCCUGAUAACAGUUAGUGAACUAACAUCUUUUGGAGUAUUGUUCUAGGCAGUCAUUCAGGAUCAAAAGUAAUUUGCUUCCACUCCAGUUCUGAGGAGGGGAAAGAUGCCUGCAUGUGAAUUCUUUGAAUACCAGAUACCAUGUUACCAGAACCUCAAAGGAAGCUGAGGAUGAUUUGAGACUGGCUCAGUUUCAGAUUUGCAUGUGCAUGUUCAAGAUUUUGAUUAAAGCCACUUCUUUGACCCUCCCCCAACCCCUAUUCAGACAUCUCCUUCCUUCAGGUGCCCUCCCUUUGUUAUCUCAAGCUUUUGAUCCCUUUCAACUUUCCCCUGACCUCAGCAUGCUGAUGGUGAUCUGAGGGAACCUUUACCCUAAUUCCAUCUAGUAUUAUCCCUGCCACAGCGAGUGAUGUUUGCAGUUGUGAAGCCCAUAUUCAAUCCUUUCAACUCCAGAUGAAAGUAGCUCUCCUUUCUAGGUUUUCCCCACACAUAAAUGCCAAUGGAAAAUACUGCUGUUUGGAUACCACUUUGCCCCAAAUUCUGCUCAAUCACACUCCUCUUAUUUGCGAUUUAAUAAACAAACAAUUGGUUCUAUAUGACAACACUCAGUCCUUGGAGUUCUGCUAUUGUUUUGUCAUUACACUUGUUGAAUUUGUGUAAUUCAAGAUCAGAAUUCCACAGUGGUGUUUAUGCUUUGCAACCAAGGAUCUGCAAUUUCCUCCUGAGACAUCUACACUUCUCUAUGCUGUACUUUUAAAAUCUAAAGUUUCAACUAAGCUUCCUUCCUAUUAGCAAAAUGCCCAUGACUCAUCAGUAAAUAAAAUUGGUACCAAGUUAAAUUCACCAAAUACUGCAAGUUGUCCUUGUUGGACUCCUUAUCCAAAUACACAAAGUUAAAUUUAAACUCUCUACAUAAGUUUUUGUAAUCACGCUUCUGAUUUAGCCAUUCCUUAUUCCUGCUCAGGUCCAGCCCAAAUCCACUGUUUUCCCCCCUCAGCAAUGCCAGCUAUGGCUGCAACAGUUUCAAUUCAUCUUAGACUUUGUCCUAAACCCCUCUCCCUUCAGAUUAUAAAGUGUUAUGAAGCUUUUUCCUCCUGUGGCUCUGCCUGAUUUUGUAUGUACCUGUUCAGAUAUUAGAUAUACAAAUGUUUAUCGUAAUACUUGCCAGAUUCACCUCUGAAGGAAUUUUACUUUUCUUGCUAAAGAUGCAAAAUUGAAUUGAAGGGAAAAACUCAAAUAUUGUGGUUUUCAAUCACCUACUGUGAAGAAUGACAAACCUCUGGCCCCUUCAGCCUUUCCCAAGAAAUUGUGACAUAUACAUCUCAAUGUGGACUAAAUUACCUAUAUUGUUAAAUAAAUUGUUUAAAAUACAGCUUAA
Molecule: messenger RNA, 3288 nt
Organism: Pristis pectinata (smalltooth sawfish)
Lineage: Eukaryota; Metazoa; Chordata; Chondrichthyes; Rhinopristiformes; Pristidae
Gene: srp19
Product: signal recognition particle 19
Exons: 5
Coding region: 89-517 (142 amino acids)
Biological process (GO): SRP-dependent cotranslational protein targeting to membrane, signal sequence recognition; SRP-dependent cotranslational protein targeting to membrane
Cellular component (GO): signal recognition particle, endoplasmic reticulum targeting
Molecular function (GO): 7S RNA binding
Source: RefSeq, a predicted model, not a curated record